UGACACCACCCACCACCCCCGAGAGAGGACUCCAACACCACGCUCGUCGCGAGUAUCGACUCAUCUUCCGUCCCGACACUCGAGCCCUCGGGCACACACCGUCGCAACUGCAAGUAGAGUCGGGACAACUACUUACUCACCCACCAUGGGCUCCCGAUCGCGCGACGUCCCCGACGAAGAGCUCUUUCUGAGCCGACCGCGACCUGCUGAGGACUGCGACAGCCCGACAGUCGGGCCGCUGAGGAUAUUCAAGCCGCAGAGCCCCGUCGGCGAUAAGGUCUCGAACCGGCCCAAAUACCCUGCUCCCCCGUCCUCGUCCUCGCCAGCGGGCUCGGCUUCCUCUCCAGCAUCCAAGUCGGGCAUCGCAUCUCUCCCGCCGCUACCGUCCUUCCCGUUCGGCGCGUCGAGCUCUGCUGCCCCGCUACCUUAUCCCGAAGAGAACUCCAAUCACCAAUCCAAGCCGCAGCAGUCCAAGCCCAGCUGGCUCCCUUACCCAGAUGACGGACCCAAGACGACUCCUCCGGCAGGCAGGGUCUACAGCCCGCCGCCCAUCUCCUCGGGCUCGCCGGCGCAGAAGGAAUCAUUUGCUCGGCCGACAGUAAACACCGGAGAGAAAAAGACGGGCCUUGCCGAGCGGCGCGGGACGGCUCCUAAACCCUUGCAGAGCCCAAUCAGUCCCGCCGGCGGCGACGAUGACGACGCCGGGGGCCUCUUUGCCAAACCCCUGAGGAACCCACCGGCGGCAGCCCCUGCGCCCAAGAUCUCCAACUCUUAUCAGCAGAAGCCCUACUACCCCCCGCCCGGCGGCGCGAGUAGUCUUGCACCGCCCAUCAAUCGCUUCUCGUCUACCGCCUCAAACUCCACAACGCGGGCCAGCCGCGGAUCGCCGCCACCGCCCGAGACACCCAUCGUCGAGCCGGGAACUAUUCCUGGGGGAGGUAUCGAAGCACGCUACGCCGCGGCGGGCAUCUCCGGUACCGGGACUCUCAACGCCCUCCAGGCUCCCAGCGCCGCGGCGCAAUCUAGGCUAGCACAGUACGGCCACCAAGCUCCGGUUGCGCCAACUCCUCCCCAGCCCCGGCCAUGGACACCCACCGAGGCCCCAGGCCAGCAGCCGUUUGGCCCCCCUACUGUGUAUCAGGGCGCCGAUGUAGUGGAAAACCCGACGCCGCCACAGCAAACGCCGGCUUUCAACCUUCCUCAGAAUCCCAACCCGGCCCAGCACCCGGCCCAGCACCCGGCCCAGCACCCGGCCCAGCAGGCCCAGCAGGCGCCGCAGACCUCGCAGGGGCCCGCGGGGGGCGCCCUACAGGUGAGCGUGCUGGAACAGGACUUCCAGCGCAUGCAGGCAUCGACUCCGCCGCCCGCGUACACCAGCGUCAACCCCAACGCGGGCUCGAAAUAUCCCAACGAAAAGCAGCGCCCAACCCAACCGCACCCGAGUUCGAGCGUACCUAACAUCAACACCGCCGCAACUCCGCCUGCCGCUACCUCGAGCGCCCACUCGAUUGCUAGCCCUAUCCCGAUCAGCGCUCCGACACCCCAGAAGCAGAAGCAGAGCCCGCCUGUGGCCGCUGCCGCUGCGAUCCCCGCGCAUAAUGCAGGCCAUCCCGCCUUCGCCCAGGAGACCAAACCCGCCGAGGCACAGAACGGGCAGCCAGCACUGACACACACUCCUUCGCUCCUAGCAGCUACUCAAUCGCCACCUCCGCUGCCCGAGGGUUGGAUCGCCCACCUCGACCAGAACUCGGGCCAGUACUACUACAUCCAUCUGGCGACGCAAGCUACUCAGUGGGAGUUCCCCAAGGGACCUACCCCCUUGAAUCACCACGAUGCCGCACCGCUGUCGCCGACGGCAUCAACCUACGGAAACCCCUUGGCGUCACCACUCCUAGGUGGCGGCAAGGCAGGCCUUGCCUCGCCCAUGUUCCACCCCCAGGGCCACCCCGGAUAUGCCGAGAGCAUCAUGAGCGUCUCGGCAUCUGUGGCGCCUUCAAUGGGGGGGUUCUCCGGCCCGCCUCCCACCGCGGGCGUUGACGUGUACAAAGUCAUGCCUACUAACGGCGUAUACUUCGGGCCGUAUCUACGCUACGUCAAUAUGGAUCUCGAGAAUGGCAUCUGGCACGGCAGCAUUCUACUAGUCACCGACGGGCAGCAGCCUCCGACCAUCCAUCUCCACUUGAGCAUGGACCUCUCCCCGAACCCCCGUCAACUCGUGCCGCAGAACAUCUACGCACACCAGAGGUGGACGUUUUACAAGUACGACAUGGAUCUCCAGAUGUCGGAGCAGGGGACCGAGCGGUGGACGUAUGCCGUGACCUCGCAUCUCGGGUGCACGAGAUACGAGUUUGUGGUUGCUGGUCGCUACGAGGCGGGCUGGCGCAUGAUUGCCCAUUCGGGCAACGACUUUUCCCCAUCGACGAACCAGAAUGAGCGAGCUAAGCUCGGGGGCGUUGGAUUCAUGUGGAAGGAUAUCCUGCAGAAGAACGUCGAGUGCGGCGGCUUCCAUGUUCAGCUCGGUUUGGGUGCUCAGAUCUACGGCGAUCGGCUCUGGAAGGAGGUACCGCUACUAAGGCAGUGGCUUGCGAUGCAGGGGAGGGAGAAUCGCAAGAAUGCCGCGUGGACGGCGAGGCACCAGGAGGAGGUGUCCCACGCAUACUUCCACUACUAUUCCAGUCACUUCGACCAGCCGUUCAUGCGCGAGGCGUUCGCGCAGAUUCCGCAUGUGCUGCAAGUUGACGACCAUGACAUAUUCGACGGUUUCGGCUCGUACCCCGACUACAUGCAGUCGUCGGCCGUGUUCAAGGGCAUCGGCCGCAUCGCCAUGGACAUGUAUUUGCUCUUCCAGCAUCACACCACCGUCGAGAUCCUGCGCAACGUCAGCUCCGACAUGGACCUGUUCACCAUCACGGGCGCCGGCUGGCAUUUUGUUAAGUACCUUGGUCCCGCCGUCGUUGCGAUCGGACCGGAUUGCCGGUCGGAGCGCACCCAGGCGCGCGUCAUGGCGGGACAGACAUACCAAGGGAUAUUCCCCAAAGUGGCUACGCUCCGCCCCAGUGUACAACACUGCAUCUGGAUGGUGUCGGUACCCGUCGUGUACCCGCGACUCGAGACGGUCGAAACGCUGGCCAACACCUUCGCUACCGGCAAGAAGGCGGUUAACACGACGUACAACAUCCUCGGCAAGGUGACUAGCUCAGUGGCGGGCGUGGUCGGCGGCAAGGAGAUGGUGCAGCACGGGUUUAAGGAAGUCAAGAAGGCUGUUGGCAAGACCGGCCUGAUGGGCAACGUGCUCAACCAAUUUGGCGAGUUCGACAUCGGUGAGGAGCUUAAGGAUCUCUGGACGCAUGACUCCAAGGAUCUCGAGCGGACCUACCUCAUCCGCACCCUGCAGGGCAUUGCCCAACAAAAGGGCAUCCGGAUGACUUUCUUGUCUGGCGACGUCAACUGCGCCGGCGCAGGCCUCCUGCACGACCCGUCGCACCCGUCCGACCACAAGACCAUGUACCAAGUCAUCGCCUCCCCCGUCGUGGCCGCCCCCUGCUCCAACUACCUCCUCAAGAUGCUGCACAACAACAAACUCCUGUACGUCCCGCAGAACGGCCACAAAUCAACCAACGAGGUGUCCGACACCAAGGAGGACAUGAUGGAGAUCUUCCACACCGACGCCUCGGGCGGCGCCCGCGAGUACAAGAAGCUCAUGGCCCGCCGCAACUACGUCGCCAUCGUCGCCUACGACCCGGACGGCGCCGCCGGCCAGCCCCAGACGGGCGGCUACGCGGCGAGCAUCGCUAGUAGUGGUGGCCACUCGGGCGGGCUGAGCAAGCUGAGUCUGGCGGUGGAUUUCGUGGUGCAGGGGGAUGGUAUGUAUACGGGCACGACCAAGUAUGGGCCGGUGAUUGUGCCGCAUUUGGAGUAUGGGCAUUAGUUUGGGGGGUAGGCUGUUUGGGGAGUCUCUUGAUGGGUUUGGUUGGUGGGGAGGUGGUGGAUGGAGAGCGGGGGAGGGGAAUGAGAAGGGAUGGUGUCGGACGAUGAGAGUGACGAUGUGGAUGUGUGUUGUUGUUGUUUUUGACUUGUUACGGAUUUUGCUCGAAUGU
This is a messenger RNA of Chaetomium fimeti, 4097 nucleotides long. RefSeq lists its product as uncharacterized. Gene Ontology annotation, cellular component: membrane. The record is from RefSeq and is a predicted model, not a curated record. Bases 146 to 3928 code for a protein of 1260 amino acids. Lineage: Eukaryota; Fungi; Ascomycota; Sordariomycetes; Sordariales; Chaetomiaceae. Gene Ontology annotation, molecular function: protein binding. The transcript is spliced from 3 exons.